Molecule: messenger RNA, 891 nt
Organism: Aspergillus japonicus CBS 114.51
Lineage: Eukaryota; Fungi; Ascomycota; Eurotiomycetes; Eurotiales; Aspergillaceae
Exons: 2
Coding region: 1-891 (296 amino acids)
Source: RefSeq, a predicted model, not a curated record
AUGAACUCCCUGUUCCUGUCCCCCAGCGAGUCGGACCUCCAAACCAUCCAGAAGCGCUUCAAUGGCGUGGUGACCUAUCUCACCAGUGGCGGGAAGAUCAACAACGGCGCCCAGAAGACGAAGCCGUUUCUGCUGUACGGCGACGGGUGGCGCAUCCGUCAGGACAUGAAGAGCGAGCUGCGCAAUGCCGACGGAGAGACCAUUCCCAAGGCCGAUGGAUCGGGCAAUGUGCUCAUCGAGGAUGAUUCGCUGAUGGUGCAGAAGCAGCAGGAGGCGAAGACCAUCGCGGAGAAGGACGCCGUGGCUCAGGGCAAGUCCGCGAGCGAGGCCGAGGACCAGUAUCCCUACUGGAGCGAUUCAAUCCAGGGCUACACCUUCGACCAAAAAUGGGGGGAUUCGCCCACCGUCGGGGUCUUUGACUCGGGCUCCUCGGCCAUUGCAUUCACCCUCAUGGAUACCGACAAGGCGCUCAUCAACCUCGGUCCCAAAGCCCUACGGGGCGGCCGCCUGCACGCGGUGGACGUGACCGCCGUCGCCAACAGUUUGUUUGAGGACCACACGCCUCCCACCGGCAGCACCAUUACCUCGAUCGCCGAGGUGGCCCCCCAGGCCACCGCCAUAUUCCACGAGCUGUUCCACCUGGUCUGGGGCGACAGUCUCAUGUACCCCUCCGUCGGCGAGGAGUACCAGUUUCAACGGAUGACGGGCUACGAGAGCCGAGGCAGUGGGAAGAAAGCGUUCACCAAGAGAUACGCCAUGCGGAACCCGCAGAGCUAUGCCUACGCUGCGAUCGCCUAUGAUUACACGCAAAAUGUGCAGUACAAGAUUUCCAACAAGAAGUCGGCCCCUGUUGAGUUCUUCACGGGGUUUGCUUCCUACGAGAAGAGCUAG